This is a messenger RNA of Eimeria tenella, 945 nucleotides long. RefSeq lists its product as uncharacterized. NCBI's taxonomy places the organism in Eukaryota, Apicomplexa, Conoidasida, Eucoccidiorida, Eimeriidae. The transcript has 2 exons. Bases 1 to 945 code for a protein of 314 amino acids. The record is from RefSeq and is a predicted model, not a curated record.
AUGCGCCUAGCAACAGCCUUGCACGUUGCCGCUGCUACUGCUGCUGCUGCAGCAGCAAUGGCGGUAGCAGCAUCAAACGAUCCUGCUGCACCCCCUCCCUUCAACGCAAGCUCAGCUGGCGAUAUACCUGAGCAGCAGCGGCAGCAAGACGCAGCAGUAGCAGAUGCAGCGAAAGUGGCAGCAGCAGCAGCAACAGAAGCAACCUCAGCAGCAGAGGCAGCAGCAGAGGCAGCAGGUUUCCAUCCAGAGCAUCUGUGGAGCCCAGUGAGACACUCGGCAGAGGAUAACAGCAACAGCAAUACGGGCAGCAGCAGCAGCAGCAGCAGCAAUGGGCCUAGCACCACUUCUGCAGCAGAAGAUGAAGCAGAAGCAGCAGCAGCAACAGCAGCAGAAAUAGAAGCAGCAACAGCUGAGCUGCAGCGGCGCAUCAGCAGCUGCGGGGACUUCCACCUGGACCCCCAGGGCUGCAGCUCCCUGGGGCGCUGCCGCCACUACCCGCUGCAGCAGCAGCAGCAGCAGCAGCAAGGACUGUGCCUGCUUGAAGAGGAGUAUCUGCAGCAGCUAGCUGAUAGCCAGUGCGCGUUGGAGCCAAAGUCGACUUUAUUCGCCGUAGCAAGAGACUUGCAGGCGCUGGGGGCCUUGGGAGUAGACAUAUCAGUGCUUCACCACGCCCGCAGCAGCAGCAGCAGCAGCAGGCAGCAACUGUGUCGGCUGGUGAUCCAUGCUGCUGCCGCUUCUGCUGCAACAGCUGCUGCUGUGGUUUCUUUGCUGGAAGCAGCAGCAAAGCAGAAGCAGCAGAAAGAAGGCUCCAUGCUGCAGCAGCACCACCAUCACGUCCCCUGGCGGCAGCAGCAAGAGCAGCAGCAGCAGCUGCUGCUGCUGCAGCAGCAGCCCUGGAAAUCCCUCCGCCGCUGGGAAAAGCUCCGCCGUAUACUUUCUUCCUGA